Messenger RNA from Strongyloides ratti, 1290 nucleotides. RefSeq names its product Histone-lysine N-methyltransferase 2D. The record is from RefSeq and is a predicted model, not a curated record. Gene Ontology annotation, molecular function: protein binding; histone H3K4 methyltransferase activity. The coding region runs from base 1 to 1290 and encodes 429 amino acids. The transcript has 3 exons. Gene Ontology annotation, cellular component: Set1C/COMPASS complex. NCBI's taxonomy places the organism in Eukaryota, Metazoa, Nematoda, Chromadorea, Rhabditida, Strongyloididae.
AUGGGAUCCUCUUAUUUAAAUGUACCAACUUUUUGUUCAGGAAAUAAUAACACUUUUGAUGGUGAUGAUAAUGGAAAUUGGACAUUAUUAAAUCAAGUUUAUGAAAAGAUUGCUGAAAAUGAGGAAGAACAAAAAAAUAAAGUGGAGGAAACUAACAAACAUGAGUAUAAUAAUAAAGAAAGUUAUAGUAAAAAGUGUUAUCAACAAAAUUUACAAUCUACUUUUAAUAAAAAUGUAACUAUUCCUGAUACCAAAAAUAAUAACAUUCAACAAAAUAAAAGAAAAUCAAUUGAAAAUAAUAUUGUUAUUGCCUACCAAACUUAUAAUGAUCUCAGUAACCUUGAUAUAACAAAUAAUUUAUUAGAUUGUCAACAUACAAAAAAAAAUAGUUAUCACAAUUUUAAUUGUACUAUUGAUAAUAAAUCUUUAGGUGAACAAAGUCUAAGUAUUAAAACAUUAUCAAAUUCUAAUGUUAAGAACAAAAUACAACAUCCUAUCAUUAAAUUUGGUUCUAAUUUAAAAUCAUCUCCUUCAACAUUUAAAUUGUUAGUUAAAAAUAAACAUGAUAAUAUAACUCAAAAAAAUAAAUAUAACGAAGAAAAUUUGACAUGUGCACGUUUACAACCAUAUAAUAAUUUUAAAAAAAAAGUUGAAAAUAAUAGUAUUAUAUCUAUUGGACUUAAAAACAAUAGGGAUUUGAUUUCUUUUCCUGAACUUCCAAAUUCUUCAAUAAAACAUAAAAGAAAAAUAACAAAUAGUGAUAUUUUAGAUCCUCAGGUUCAUGGACAUGCAAUUUCUAAAAAGGCAAUGGUUGAAACAAGUGCAUAUUCUAGAUAUCAAAUUAUGGUUUCAGAGUGGAGACAUUAUGUUAAAAUGGUUAAAUCAAAAGUUCAUGGUUUUGGGCUGGUGGCUAAUGUUGAUAUACCUGAAAAUACCUAUAUAAUUGAAUAUACAGGUGAACAGAUUCGUUAUGAAAUUGCUAAUAUAAGAGAAAAAAAAUAUAUUGAAAAUGGUUUGGGUGUAUAUUUUUUUCAAAUUGAUAAUGAUUAUGUUGUUGAUGCAACAUUUUAUGGAUCAUGUAGUAGAUAUAUGAAUCAUUCUUGUGAGGCAAAUUGCAUUGCACAUAUAAUAUAUAUAAAUGAAAAGAAAAAAAUUAUAAUGAUUAGUUCUCGUGAUAUUAGAAAAGGUGAAGAAUUAGUUUAUGAUUAUAAAUUUGAAAGAGAAGAAGGUUCAAAGAAUAGAAUUCCAUGUUAUUGUGGGGCAAAAAAGUGCAAAAAAUGGAUCAAUUAG